Messenger RNA from Oryza sativa Japonica Group (Japanese rice), 2620 nucleotides. NCBI's taxonomy places the organism in Eukaryota, Viridiplantae, Streptophyta, Magnoliopsida, Poales, Poaceae. The record is from RefSeq and is a predicted model, not a curated record.
AACUCAUCGCUGGGACACGUCACCUUCCUUUCUAUGCUCUCUUGAUGAAACCAUCUCUCUCUCUCUGUGUGCAAAAAAUCGAGUUACACAGAGAAGGCAUAUGAGAUAAUUGUUUGACCUAAUUAGGGAAAUGAACAGCAGUAAAAUGCAUCCAUCAUAAGCACGCCAAAACAUCAUCUGAUGAGUUUACUUCCAUUUUAUUUUUAUUUUUUUCCCUGAUGAAUGGUGUUUACUUCACUUUGCUCGUUUACUUCGAUCGGUCUCGCCAAUCCUACCAGAAGAAGCUAAAAACGGCCUCUCUUUAGAAAUAGGGCGUAGGACGGAGGAGGAGAUGAGAAAAACAAGAACACUUCCAGCUCUGAAUUUCACUCUGCAUGCAUAAGUUGCAGGAUUAGGCUGAUUGCAGAAGAUUCGUGACUUCUGCAUGUGGCUGUGUUGUGCGACUACCUUGGUCCUUCCUGAUUAGUGAUGGGGUUUAGCGCAUGUGUUUGAAUGCAAGGGUCAGGUUGCGCUGGUAGGUAUCUGAGGAAUUCAGGAAUUGAGGAUGAUGAGUAAUGGCCACAGCAACAGCAGCAAGAGCCUUGAAAGGUUUAUAUCUCGGAGGGCUCUGCAGAUGGGGAGCUCUGCUCCCUGCAAGACAUGGGCACUGGGCUUCUUCUGUGGUGUCUGCAUUGUGUACCUGUUUGGUGUUGCUCUCCCACCUAUCCAAAUCCUGAUGAUCCGAUCGGUACAUCCACCGGUUCGGCGAGCAAUCUUGUUGAAUUCAACAUCAACUGAACCUGGUGGAGCUACAGAAACAGAUGACUUAUCUGUUUUACAAGAAAAGAUAGAAAUAGCCACCAAUAGCAAGGACAUCAAUGAAGCUGAUAAAAUGCAUUUGUAUAAUGCUUGGAGCACUUUACUGGAUACGACCAGUGAUGAAGUUAUGAAAAGUUCAGACGUGCCGCGGCCGCCUCAUCUGGAGAAUUGCAGGCUUAAAUGGGAAAGAAAUAAGAAAUUUGACAGUUAUAGCGACAACGGCGUAUUUCCUCCUUGGACAUUAUGGAAAGGGUCACUUGGUCUUGAGUUAUUCAACCAGAACUAUUCAGAUUCAGAAGAGUGGAGGCAAAUGUUUUUCAGGUCAAAUGCUAAAUCUGACAGGGCGCCAUAUCCACCUUGGAUUGCAGGAUCAGAUGAAGAAAACUAUCCACUGACCAGACAAGUGCAGAGAGAUGUAUGGAUUCAUCAACAUCCUCCAAACUGCAGUGAUCCAAGCUUGAGGUUUCUCUAUGCAGACUGGGAGAGGCUACCGGGAUUUGGUAUAGGUGCGCAACUCGCUGGAAUGUCGGGACUUCUUGCUAUUGCUAUAAAAGAGAGAAGGAUUCUAGUUGCAGGAUACUACAACCGUGCUGAUCACAAUGGUUGUAAAGGCCUAGCAAGAUCUAGCUGGUCAUGCUACUUUUUACCUGAAACAUCUGCAGACUGCCAGAAACGUGCUUUAGAUCUCAUGCAAAGCAAAGAUUCUAGGGAAAAUGGAAUUAUAAAAGUUAAGGAAAACUAUACCUCCAAGCAAAUAUGGGCUGGGCAUAUACCUAGGAUAUGGGGGAGACCAUGGAAAUAUAUGCAACCGACAACAGAGAUAGAUGGGAGAUUGGUUAAAAAUCAUUGUAAAAUGGAUCGGAGAUGGUGGAUUGCACAGGCCCUGAGAUACCUAAUGAGGUUCCAGUCAGAGUACAUGUGCAGAUUACUGAAUGUGGCUAGACAUUCAGCAUUUGGCAUGCAGGCAGCAAAGAUGGUUCUUGAAAAUGUCCCAGAUCCACCAAAGCCUAGCAUUAGCAGAACAGAAUCUGACAUUGAGCGACUUGUGUGGUCGGAGCAUAAACCAUAUAUACCCGGGCCUCUUAUCAGUAUGCAUGUAAGGAUGGGAGAUAAAGCUUGUGAAAUGGAAGUAGUUGGCUUUGAGAAAUACAUGGAGUUGGCUGGUCGUCUUCGAAAACGUUUUCCAAGUCUCAAGAACAUCUGGCUUUCUACUGAAAUGCAGGAAGUUAUCGACGAAACAAAAUUAUAUCCCAAAUGGAAUUUCUAUUUCACAAAUGUGACGCGCCAAGAUGUCAAUGUGAGCAUGGCAAUGUAUGAGGCCAGCCUGGGCCGUGAGACCAGCACAAACUAUCCCCUUGUCAAUUUCAUCAUGGCCACUGAAGCAGAUUUCUUCAUUGGAGCCCUGGGAUCAACCUGGUGCUACCUCAUCGACGGCAUGCGGAACACCGCAGGAAAGGUGAUGUCUGGCUAUCUGUCGGUGAACAAGGACCGGUUCUGGUAAGCAAUUCAGAAGCUGCUAAACCUUGUUCAUUGUAUUUUAGCUCCUCUGAAUAGAUAUGUUUGGCCUAAGUUUGCUUCUGUACGGCAAUAGGGCAUGUAUAUAUGCACCAUCCUAGCAGAUAACUUUAGCGUGUGAAACUUCUGAGCUAAUAGGAAAACAGUAUCGUUAUAUCAAAUCAGGUCCAUAUAUUUUGAUCUGGUAUCCACUUAAUCCUAGAUAUAUAUUAUCCUGAGGUCCAGUGUACCCAAGAAAAAAGAGGAUGCACUUACCAAAUUUUCAGUGGUACUCAUAAUGCUGAUAAGUGGUACACGAGAGAUCCAA